Arabidopsis thaliana (thale cress) is the source of this 1371-nucleotide messenger RNA. RefSeq names its product RING/U-box superfamily protein. The transcript is spliced from 2 exons. Lineage: Eukaryota; Viridiplantae; Streptophyta; Magnoliopsida; Brassicales; Brassicaceae. Bases 463 to 1242 code for a protein of 259 amino acids. The record is from RefSeq and is marked reviewed.
UUUCAAAAGAGAGAUUCACUAGUCACAGAAAAAAAAAAGUGAAUAAAAGAGCAAAACCAAUAUCUAAAAGAAAGUGAUCAUCUUUUACUUUUUGUUUUUAUUCCUUUUUGACCCACAAAAUUCUUAAUCGUUUUAUUCAAUAAACUGAGAAACGAAAUGAUUGUUGUACAGUAUAUAUAAACUGCAAAUUUCGUAUAAAGUAAAGUUUCUGAGAGAUUGAUUAAAAUAUUUAUUUGAUUACAGAUCUGCUCUGCUGCUAUAGAAUUGCGGAUUCUAGUGCAAAUAGAAGGGAAGUUGUCGGCGAAAGGUAAGGUAUCCGAUGUUCCUUAUAUAUAUUCAAGUAGAUCUGUUUUACUCUCACUGACUAUUUUCUCAGUGAAACAAAAAAAAAAAAAAAUACUCUUCUACGAUUUAGUGGAUUUUGUGGUUCUUGUCUUCAGGUCACAUUUUAUUAUUGACAAGAUGAUUCAAAUGGACGGUGGAGAUAGGCUGAGAGUGACGUUAUUAGAUCGAAUGUCAACAGUGGAGAAUGGCCGGAGCUCAGUGACUUUAGAAGAUAUUCUGAUGGCUGAAACGAGCAGUUUCCGAUCUCUUACUACGCCGACAACUCCGGUGAGGAAUCACUCUAGUAGUAGUUUACUUGACGUGAUGAGAAGAGAGCGUCGCCGUGAUAAAACCGCUUGGAAAUCUCUCCGGGAUAAGCUCCGUCUUAAACGCACCGCUACUGGUUGGAUCUCGUCUAAUCCUAUCCCUACCUUGGAUAAUCAUAUUCUUACUCCGGAUAACGACAGCCACCGAUUUAACCGCCUUGGAUUCCUCCUCACUAACUCGGAGACAAACCGGAGCAGUCGUGACGUCAGCGACGCAGCAGAGGAAGCGGCGGAGCGAGAAGGAAGGCUCCGGCUAGGCACCGUGUUGGCGGCGGAGAGAGAGGAAAUGCAGCCACCGAGGAUGUCUCUAAUGGAGUUGUUGGAGGAUAAUGAUGGACAUAUGUAUGAACUCAGCGCGCGAGACGAGGUGGAAGUGGAGGGAAGAGAUGGCUGCGACGGGGGAGGAGAGGCGGUGGCGGUGACGGGGGCAGCGGAGUUGGGUUGUUGCGUGUGUAUGGUAAGGAGUAAAGGUGCGGCUUUUAUACCUUGCGGACAUACGUUUUGUAGAUUGUGUUCGAGAGAGCUUUGGGUACAGAGAGGAAACUGUCCACUAUGUAACACUGCCAUUUUACAAGUUCUUGAUAUUUUCUAGGUUAGCUUCUUUUGCAAUUUUAUAUCAUUUAAAGUGUACUUUUCUUCACUUGUUUGUUUGUGAAUCUCAAACAAUGAACCUUCACAACAAUGCUUAAUCAAAGGCCAAAACCCAAAAAUGAGACUAAGU